Molecule: messenger RNA, 733 nt
Organism: Solanum tuberosum (potato)
Lineage: Eukaryota; Viridiplantae; Streptophyta; Magnoliopsida; Solanales; Solanaceae
Exons: 1
Coding region: 151-510 (119 amino acids)
Source: RefSeq, a predicted model, not a curated record
AAGAUAGAAGGUAGGGUAAUCACCGCACCACACUACACUACACUACACUACACUACACCAAACCAAAACCAAAAGCUGCAACAUAACUCAAAAGCAAAAACCAACAACACCACAACUCACAUUCUCUCAUUCAAAUUUUUUUUAACAACGAUGAUAGAAGAACAACGGCAUGGACCUCCACACGGCAUUCUCUUAGCCGUAGUUGUAGUUGCAGUCCUCUUAAUCCCAACAAUCCUCGGUGAAAAUGGCGAAGCAAUAACUGAUUUCAUCUCCGAUCUUCUUACCCCAAUAGGUCUUCUCUUACUCCCUAUUAUCCUCCUACUCACUAUCCAAUUCCUCUCCUCCGACACCGGCUCAUUCAUCAACACCAUUUUCUCCACCGGUGAACCUAACUCCAUUCACCGUGUAAGUGGGUCCCCUGUUGGCGUUGCUCUUUUUCUCGCACUCACAUUGUUCCUUCUCUAUAACCGCUUUUCUAUCUUCGGUGGCGAAGAUGAAUCCGGCGACUGAAAUUAAACACUACUUUGGCUAGAUCUAUUAUUGUACUUGUUUAUAUUUUGGAGUGUAUGUGUAAAUAGUGAAGCCUACCGGCGGCUCUCUAGUAUUGUACGGACGUAGAAUCGGAUAUGUUUCCAUUCCAAACAAGUUAUUUGUAGUCAGUUGCAUGAAUCGUAUGUAUUUAUUUAAUUUAAUUUGUAUUUUAUUUUAUUAGUUUAGAGAUGUUUUGUUCCAA